Molecule: messenger RNA, 792 nt
Organism: Saccharomyces kudriavzevii IFO 1802
Lineage: Eukaryota; Fungi; Ascomycota; Saccharomycetes; Saccharomycetales; Saccharomycetaceae
Gene: APC9
Product: anaphase promoting complex subunit 9
Exons: 1
Coding region: 1-792 (263 amino acids)
Cellular component (GO): anaphase-promoting complex
Source: RefSeq, a predicted model, not a curated record
AUGAACAAAAAUGUUGAUAAGAAUGAAAGCAAAUUGUUUCAAUUACCGUCAUUGCCGCCUUGGAGAACACCAAGGUUUAACAAAGUAAACUUGAACAAUUUCACCACACCAUUACGUAAGAGAUCGACAAGGGUAAUUAGCAACGAUUCAAUACCCAUAACGGGUGAAGUAUUAGAGGAGAAGGAUGUAGAUGAAGCCUACGGGAUGAAUAUGGAUGUGGACGAGGUUGAUCAUCUUAAUAGUUUGAGCCACAUAGAAGAAGAAAAAGCAUAUGAUUACUCACCAUUUUGUGAACGCAAUACACUAAGAGAAAGCAAAAUCGAUAGUUUUUUGCAGGCUGAAAGGGCAGCACAUUGUCUUGUGUUUCAUAAGGAGGGUCAUCUGGACUGUAUGGAUACUUAUCGUCCCGAUAUUGAUGUUAUGUGUGGUGAGAUGACACUGGGCAGCGACAAUCCAGAUAGUAACGGUACAAUGUUGUUGGAGAGUGUGCCUGGAUGUAGCAAAGAAGACCUGGGGAGGUUAUCGAGGCGAGAGUUUGUAGCAAGUUCGAAACCCAGCAUGAGACGGUUGGACGACAUAAUAAACCAUGAGACGAAUGCUUUAAGCAGUUUUUGGAACGACUCAGAUUUAGUCAGCUCGCUGCAAAGUCACCAUUUGCAUGAAGAGUAUCUGCUUUUACAAGAAGAAUUGAAAAACAUCUGUAAGACCCAAUGCCAUAACAGAGUGCCCAUAGAAAGCCUACGGGAGAAAUGUAGGAGGCAUUAUAACAGCGAAGAUAGCUCAUCCCAUUAA